GUUACUCCUUCUAUCGGUCAGACACAUUCAUCGACGGCUAACAUAAUUUAUGGCCUUGGAUCAUCAGAAAUGCCGUUCUCUCCUACUAUUCAGGCUCUCUCGAGCUCAGGAUGUAGCCAUAAGCAUUGUGUGGCGCUCACCACCUGUUCUGGAAGCCAGUGGCCAAGCCACCCUACUGAACGUGCCUCGCCCCUUCAAAAGCCGAUGGGAUUGCUGAGUGAGCCACCUUUGGCGUCGACCUGUUUCAAAGACCUUAUUCAUUUUGCUAUUGAGAAAAAUCUCAGCCAGCAACCAUGGUGCCGUCCAUUAGAUUCGAUGUCCAUCUCUACCCCAUUAACGUCCAUGGCCCCUUCCAUUGGUCUGUCUAGUCAGAUGGCUGCCUCAUGCCCUUGUUCUGGAUCCUCUCCAAGUAUUCUGUACUCGCAGCCACAAUACCAGUAUUCAAAUCCACAUCAACAAGCUUCGCAUUUACACUCACAUCAUACUUUAAGUCAUCAACACCAACAGCCCUUAUUUAGUCAUCAACAACAUCUUCAUCCUGGCCUAACUAUUGGAUCCUUACCCCUUGGGCAUCAUUCAUCCGUUCAACCAAUUUCUUCAUCCUCUGAAUCCAUUCGACAUGGUAUUGUCUCCUCAUUAUCUUCAUCCAACAUUGGGCCCGGGCUUGUAUCAACUGCUUCAUCAAGUUCUAGCAAUGCAAAUCUGUGUACUGUUAAUAGCCUGCUUAGUGGACUUGAUCCGGCCAUUCUUCAAGCUGCUUUAGCCAAAGUAGGUCCCUUAUCUAGCGAUCCUUCGAUUUCUGCAGCCAUUGCUGCUAUGGUGACUGCUGGUGCACUUCCACAUUCACUUAACAUGCCCAACGAAUAUAAGCAGACAUAUCACCCCCACCACUCGCCCCCUGCUCUAUCUGUCUCCGUUCCUGCUCCGGCUUCGGGCACUCAAUAUCAUUCUGCUCAGUAUCCCCAUCACUCACAGGCGUCGCAGCAGCAUCAACAACACCAUCACUCUCAUCAGCAUCAGCAAUUGCCUCGCAAACAAUGUUCCUCUCAACAAAUUUCACGGCCUCAUCAACCGCACCAUGCCCAUCACACUGAACGUCUGCCAACCAUCUAUUCACCAGGUUUGGCAGGCUCAUCUUUAUCUGGAUUCCAGAGCACGCAUUUAUCUGGAUUUAACCCAUUUGUUGAAUCAAAUAAUGGCGUUACUAUAGCAGGAAACGCCCCGAGCAAUAGUGGGAGUGGAAGCGGAGGCGUAGUUGCGGGACCGCAAAUACGUUUGCACACCCCUUCUUUGAUGGCUGAAGUGUGUGCAGCUGCUGCAGCUGCUGCAGCCCAAUUCGCUGUUUCGCGAAGCGCCGAUAUGUCUCCGACUGGUCAUCUCAUUAACUCACUAGCCGCUGGUGGUUCGGUAAAUUAA
Protopolystoma xenopodis is the source of this 1416-nucleotide messenger RNA. Lineage: Eukaryota; Metazoa; Platyhelminthes; Monogenea; Polystomatidea; Polystomatidae. The record is from the annotation of a GenBank genome assembly.